Prorocentrum cordatum is the source of this 1644-nucleotide messenger RNA. NCBI's taxonomy places the organism in Eukaryota, Dinophyceae, Prorocentrales, Prorocentraceae. The record is from the annotation of a GenBank genome assembly.
CUCUAGCUUCAACAGCGGCACAGCUUAGCUUCUCCGCUUCUGCCGCCGCGGUGCAUGGCGAUAGCAGUCAACCGCGAGUCUCUCCUGGUUGGCCGCUUGUGUCUUGGGGACCGGUCUCGUCAACGAGAACGCAAUCGAGGGUUGGCUGGACUGUGCAGCUGGUGGAUUCGACGCUCUCCUUCUGGGCGACGAAGAGCUCGAGGCCGAGACCCCGUUCGACGAGCCGAGCGUGGACGCGGACCCGUGUGAGGACGAGGAGGAAGCUGACUCGCCCAUGCCAGCGCAGCGGUGGAGCAGGACCUACUACCGCCCGCGGGCCGACCAGCACGGCGGCUUCCUCGUGCUUCUGGUGACGAAACUCACGGACACCGCAGGGAAGACGCGCUGGGUGACCAUCGACCCGACGGGCAGGCCCCAGUUGAUCGAUCUAUGCGUGACCAUCAAGCCCGUUUGCUGUACCGCCAAUGCUGCCGGUCGCUGCGUUGUGGCGUCCCCACCCGCCGGGAUGUCUUCGCCGGGCUUCGGCGUUUAAUUUGGGUCAUUUUGUCCCUUGCAUGUGCAUGCGCUUCUUCGGCCAAUUAUCUUCGUUUCGCGCCCCGUUCGAUGCCCCGCUUCUUGACCUUCGCCAGGGAGCCGCCAGCGAAAAAAGUGACCAUCAAGCCCCGUCCUCGGGCCUUCGCCGGCGUGGACCAUGGCGCCUUCCCAGGCCUCCCCCGGCGGGGCAGAAGGCCGAGAGGCCGCGGCCGCCGCGGACAGCAUUCAUCUCGGCGGGCAGCGCCGCCACGACACGCCGCCACGUGGUGUCCUGGCUCGCGGAGCUGGUCUCGAGCGUGCUGGGCGAUGUCUGGGCCAGGCGCAGCCUUGGGAGUGUGGCCGGGUCCUCCUUUGUCCUGUGGAGAGCGGUGGCCUACUUCAACGUCGCGGAGUGGGCGCGCUGGGGCUACGGCUCAUUCAAGGAUGCGGUGGACACGGUGGAGAGCUUCAAGGGGGAGAUCGAGCAGAUCGUCGAGAUGCACGAGCCGGGAGCCCUCGAGCCUUUGUACCUGUCCGUGGGGAUCAUGCUCGCUGUGGGUUUCCUGGGUGCUCGUGCUGCAGACGGUCGCCGUCCUCCUCUGUGGCCACUGCGUCCUCGUCGGGCUCUUCGGCUACUCCUGGAUGGAGCUGGCCCUCGUGGUCGCCGUCGCCAAGCGAGCCGGGAUCAACGAUUCCGCGAGACGAAGGGCACGGCCAGCCCGGACAACGAGGACGGCGACCCCAUGGAGAAGGAGGUUAUGAAGCCGCCGGGGCCGGUGGCCGAGCGUCCGGCGGCCAGGCCGCCAUCGAGGAGAAGCAGGCCGCGCCCUUCUCGCCGCCUCCAGCGCCGCGGCCGACGGGAACGGCGACGAGCGGAGCUGCCACUGGCGGGAGCGGCGGCGCCGAGAACUACGACAUGAUGAGGUGCGCCCUGCUGAGGAGGCUGGAUCGGCACAGGGAGCUUGUCGAGCAAGACGGCCUCGGGGCCAAGGCGGGCAGCUCUCCCGCCAGAGGGGGGGCCGGCCGGCGGCCCCAGCCCCAAGAUCGACUCGCUCGCCAGGAGCCAGGACGAAUCCCUCAUGGACAUGCGCGAGAUGGCCACAGAGAAGCCCAACGCGUGCCCGAACACAC